GUAAAGUUUUUCUUAAUAUAUACUCUGCACUUCUGCAGCAUUGUAGAACGAUAGGAGAUGAAGACGGGAAGGAAUUUCCGCAAAAGAAGUUUUGUUGACGAAGAGGAAGACGACGAGCAAGACAGGAGAUCGGCUCUAGAGGAGGUGAAAUUUCUUCAGAAGCAGAGGGAGAAGAAGCUAGGAAUUCCUGCCCUUCCUACCACAGCGCAGCCUGCUCCUGGCGCAGGCGCAGGCGUAGGCGUCGGCGUCUCUAGCAAUGGAGUGGCGGGUGGUUUAGUCUCCAAGAAGGUUAACGACAAGGGUGAAGGGGACGGGGAGAAGGAUGACUUGGUGUUGCAGGAUACUUUUGCACAGGAAACUGCCGUAAUGGUUGAAGAUCCCAAUAUGUUGAGAUACAUUGAGCAAGAAUUAGCAAAGAAAAGGGGUAAGAACAUUAAUGUGACCAAUGAAGUUGACGGUGAAGUUAAGCGUGCUGAGGAUGAACUAUAUCAAAUUCCAGAGCAUCUUAAAGUAAAGAGGCGCAAUUCAGAAGAAAGCUCUACUCAAUGGACUACUGGCAUAGCCGAAAUUCAGCUCCCCAUUGAAUACAAACUUAAGAAUAUUGAGGAGACAGAGGCUGCUAAAAAGCUCCUACAGGAAAAGAGGUUUAUGGGUCGGACCAAAACUGACUCUAGUAUUCUAUCAAGUUAUACUGCAGACUAUUUCCACCGUGGCAAGGAUUAUGCUGAGAAGCUUAGGAGAGAACAUCCUGAACUAUACAAGGAUAGGAAUUUUGAGGAUAAUAGCAUGGAAUCUAUAGCCAAUGAUUCAGUUACAGAUGUAGCAGUUAGAAGGCAGGCUGCUACAGAUGAGUUCAUGCUUGAACGUUUCCGGAAACGUGAACGCCAUCGUGUGAUGCGGAGAUAGCAGGGCAUUGGAUGAGCUUCUUGGAUCUAUUUUUACUUACAUUGUUCCGUAGUGCAAAGCAUUGGAUAAGCUUCUUGAAUCUGUUUUUACUUGCACUUUAACUUCAAAACUGACUGGGCUAUAGUUCCAUUUACACAUGUAUCAGGAUUACUUUGUAUAUUUGAAGCUGUUCAAACAUUUCAGGUUACUUUAUACAUUA
This is a messenger RNA of Ipomoea nil (Japanese morning glory), 1105 nucleotides long. RefSeq lists its product as uncharacterized. Gene Ontology annotation, biological process: mRNA splicing, via spliceosome. The transcript has 6 exons. Lineage: Eukaryota; Viridiplantae; Streptophyta; Magnoliopsida; Solanales; Convolvulaceae. Gene Ontology annotation, cellular component: spliceosomal complex. Bases 58 to 906 code for a protein of 282 amino acids. The record is from RefSeq and is a predicted model, not a curated record.